UAACAGGAAAUCAGGCCUCUGCUGGACCCUAUAAAAAUAAGAGCGGAUCCAAAGAAAAGGUGAAACAACAGUUAACGCUCACCUUCACAUUAAAACACUUUUUUAAAAACACAAAACUAUUUUAAAACUGGAGAAAGUUUGGGGUAUAAAAGGAUUGAAAAAGACAAACCUUAUUGUGUGAUUUAUCUGAGCUGGUGUUUUCAGAGGAUGAACAAACAUGUCACAGAUAUCACACCGAGAGAAACUCUCCUCUCUGGUCACACUCCAUUUCGAUCCUCGUGGGCUUUUAUUUUGAAGUGAUCAUCGGAACCGACUUCCUGCUUCUUUCUUGACCCCUGUCCCAAAGUUUGUGCGCGUGACUUCGUUCAGCGUCUGGGUAUGUGCGCGUGUCACUGUGAGAGAAUCGUUGCCCCUGGUUACCCGGUGAUUGGCAGGUCGUCAGUCAAUAAGCCUUUGGCGCCAUCUCGUGGUAAAAACAGCUUCCGGCCGUACAAUCAUAGAAAUGUUUUUAUAAAGGCGUUUUCUCUUUUCUUGUUUUCUUUGACAAUUCCUCAUAAAACACACCGGACAAGAAAUUCCCCAGGUUUCCGCUGUUCAUUUUCAGUUUUUUUUUUAAACUUUCAGCGUAUAUUCUCUGUGUUGAUACUUUGCCGGAACGAAUCCAUAAACCCGCCCAGAUAACCAGAUUUCUACAUUUCUAUUUUUAUAUUUGUAUAUUUUUAUGUUUGCAUUUUUUACUUCUAUGUUUAUAUUUUUAUAUUUCUAUGCUUCUACAGUAUAUUACGGUGGCCUGGAAGUACAAAACACAAGAGAAAGAGAAGAGAGAGAAAACACGACAGCAAAUCAAAACACAAACGCAAAAGAGGAAACACAACCACAAAUCACAAAACGCAACUGCAAAUCACAAAACACUACAGCAAAUCACAUAUGCAAACGCAAAAAAGAAAACGCAGCUGCAAGUCACAUAUGCAAACGCAAAAAAAGAAAACGCAACCGCAAUCACAUAUGCAAAUGCAAAAAAAGAAAACGCAACAGCAAAUCACAUACGCAAACGCAAAAAAGAAAACAGGACAGCAAAUCACAUAUGCAAACACAAAAAAAAAACACAAAAGCAAAUCACAUAUGCAAACGCAAAAAAGAAAACACAAAAGCAGAUCACAUAUGCAAACGCAGAAAGAAAACGCAACUGCAAAUCCCAAAACACGACAGCAUCGUCUGUCUUCUUCUUCGUUGUAGUUCAAUGGCAGUUUACUCCGCUGGGGGUGGAGAACUACCUCCACCUGCUGGAUUGAUGUCGGAACGGGAAAGUAAGCACUUGAAUCGACUCGUCUGUCCUUUCAAUCAAAUUAAAUCAAAUCAAACUUUAUUUAUAUACCACUUUUCAGGCAAAAAGAAAUGCAGCACAAAGUGCUUUACAAUUUAAAACAAUGAGCCCCCCCAUAUCCAGCCCGCCACCCCACCCCCACAACCCUCACCGAGAGCCCACCCCAACACACACACACACACACACACACACACACACACACACACACACACCGAUAAUGCAAUCUUAAAAGCGUGUGGCUGAGUUCAGAGGAGCCAAGUCAGGAAACGUCAGGAGGCCGACUGCACUGGAGGCUGCUUACGGCCCAGGGCCAGGACACCUCCACCCGGGUGCGCAACCCGCUACAAGCCAGUAAGGGGCCACAGCAGCAAGCACUGCUGCAGACCACCAUCUGGCCGAGCUGAGUGCACACCACAAGGCAGAGAAACCCUAGACAGAGCCAGUCACAGCCUCCAGUGCAGGCGGUCCCCCUACUGAGGAAACACUGGAGAAUUGCAAUAAAAACAUUAACUAAAUCAGCUAAAAACAUCAAACUAGAUAAAAUUAUAAGAUACUGAUAAAUAGCUAAAAUACCAUUUAAAAAAUAAGUAAAUAAAUAAAUAUAAUAAACAUAACGUAAAAUGAGGACUAAAAUUUAUAAAUGAACUAAAAUAAGAUAAAAAUAGGAUAAAAAUAUAGAUUAAAAAUAAGACAUUAGUUAAAAGCCAAAUUAAAUAGGUGAGUCUUGAGCCUACUCUUAAAAAUAUGAAAAUUCUCUGCGGCCCUAAGGUCCUCCGGCAGGCUAUUCCAAAGACGGGGGCCAUAGUGCUGGAAAGAUGCCUCACCGUAAGUUCGUGUUCUCACUUUGGGGACUAUUAAAAGGCCAGUGCCAGAGGAUCUCAGGGUCCGCGAGGGUUCAUAUUGUAAAAGCAAUUCUGAAAGAUAUGAAGGUCCAAGACCCCUAAGACAUUUAAAAACCAUUAAAAGGACCUUAAAAUCAAUCCUUAAGCACACAGGGAGCCAAUGCAGUGAUUUUAAAACCAGUGUAAUAUGUGCCCGCCUUCUGGUCUUUGUCAGCACACGUGCUGCUGAGUUUUGCAACAGUUGUAAACUCACAAUGUUUCUUUUUGGAAGACCAGAAAGCAGGGCGUUACGAUAGUCAAGAUGACUGGAGAUAAAAGCAUGCAUUAGCGUCUCCGUGUUAGCCCGGGAGAGAAAGGGGCGGACUCUGGCUAUAUUCUUUAAAUGAUAAAACCCUGUUUUUGUUAUAUUUUUAAUAUGUGGAAUAAAAGUCAGCUCAGAGUCAAAGAUGAUGCCCAGAUUCUUUACCUGAUUUGAUGGAAUUAAAGACAGGGUUUUCAGUUUUGUUAAAAGUUUCUCUCCCUGAGCCUUAGGAUCGAUAAUUAAAACCUCAGUUUUGUCCUGGUUGAGCUGUAGGAAGUUUUCUGCCAUCCAGGAUUUAAUGUCUUGGAUACAGCUAAAAAGGGCAUCGAUUGGCUCUGUGUCAUCAGGAGACAUGGAUAUGUAGAGCUGUGUGUCAUCAGCAUAGCUGUGAAAAGUGAUACCAUGCCUCCUGAUGACAUCUCCCAGUGGGAGCAUAUAUAAAUUAAAAAGUAUGGGGCCUAAAAUUGAGCCUUGGGGCACACCACAUUUAAUGCUAUGAAUCUUUGAAGAGCAUGUGUCCAAACUUACAAGAAACUUUCGAUCUGUGAGAUAGGAGUGACCCGGAAAGACGUGAACCGCGGUUGACAGUCGGUGAUGAUGUAUUGCCGAUAUUGUGGCAAAGAGCUCCCGAGACAACCCAACUUUUGCAGCAGUUGUGGGAAAAGGCUGCAAGAAGCAGAUGGAUGCAGUCCAUCAAGUAAGUUAAGGGAUGUUCAAUUAAUGUGUUCUGCUAUUUUCGCUUUCGGUGUCCAUGUUCAUGUUUACUUUCCCGUUCUGACAUCCAGCAGAUGGCAGUAGUACACCACCCCAAGCGGCGUGAACUGCCAUUAAACUCCAACAAAGAAGAAGAAGAAGACAGACGGUGCUGUCGUGUUUUGGGAUUUGCGGUUGCGUUUUCUUUUUUGCGUUUGCAUAUGUGAUUUGCUGUUGUGUUUUCUUUUUUGUGUUUGCAUAUGCGAUUUGCUGUCGUGUUUUGUGAUUUGCAGUUGUGUUUUGUGAUUUGCGGUUGCGUUUUCUCUUUUGCGUUUUCUCUUUUGCUGUCGUGUUUUGUGAUUUGCAGUUGCGUUUUGUGAAUUGUGGUUGCGUUUUGAUUUGCUGUCGUGUUUUCUCUUUUGCGGUUGUGUUUUGCACUUCCAGGCCACCGUAAUUUUUGUAUCUAUGUUUUUAUAUUUCUAUGCUUCUACAUUUCUUUUUUUUGUUUCUAAGUUUAUACUUCUAUGUUUAAAUUUUAAACGAUGGAAUUAAAUAAAUAUAUUAAUAGAUAGAUAAUUAAAUAAAUACGUAAAUAAGUGAGUUUUACAGUCAGUAAGCAUUAUAAAACCUAGGAAGAUUUUUUAUUUACAAACAUUAUCUCUCCUAAUUCUAAAACAACUUUCUUAUUUAGAAAAAAUAGAGCAAAAGUAAAGUGUACGCAAUAUAAGAAAUAAAUAAGUUGAUAGACAAAUAAAUAAAUAUGUGUUAGUUCUCAAAAAUAUCUGCGUCCACACGUAGCCUUCAAACUCAAUCCUAUCUGGUGUCGCUUAAAAAAAAUUCAGGAACAAAGCUACCUGAUUGGCUGAUGAAUCGGAAGUUUAGCUUCCACUCAUCUGCAGGCACAGCCCCUCUAAUGAAGUUGUCCCACCACUUGCUGGUCCGACUGAGUUUGACCCAAAACUUACUCUUCUGGCGAACUCUAAAACGCCUAACGUUAACGUUACGAUUGCUCUCCAAUAAAAGUAUUGGGCGCAGCAGACGCCUCUGUGAGCUGGCUGACUGGUGGAUGUAAUUGUACAAAACAAGGUUCACUUGCAAGGCUGAAAUUAGCCCCAAAAGGGCAAAACUAACGUAAAGAAUACCCUGUAUGUCCACCAUUGUUGUUGUUGUUUUUCUUUUUAAUUCGCAUGCGCAAGCUGCGGUUUGACGUCAUCGAUCCGUAAAAGUUUAACCACACGAAUCCACUUACACGGAUAUUCUUUUAUUUCUCCACUUGUUUUUUCGGAUUCAGAUUUAUCUGGUUUGAGUUUUCCAAACUCCUGUUUUGGUGUGGUAGGGAGGCCUAAUCGGACAUAAAUAUGUGCGGUUUGAAAUAUAUCUGCAUUUGUGUAGUUGGGGCCUUAAUACAUUAAUAAAAAUUUAAUCAAAAUGACCAAAUGAAGGAAUAAAUAAAAAUAUCAUUAAACAUAAAGCUAACUACCAUUCACCAAACAAAGAACAUUCUGCUUUGUUUUCGGCAUAAAAAAGACAAUUAUCUGAACAUUAUGAGAACAUUCUGAAUUUUGCUAAUAGUACAAUCUUUCUGCUGAUUUGUGAGUUUAAAAACUUCUCUAUUCAGAUUUUUUCAUUUUAUUUUUUAUCCAGACCAUAUUCCCAUGAUUUUAAAAUAGUUAAUGAGUUAAUGCAGAAAAAAUAACUGAGAAAUGCAACAGCAAUAUUCAACUUUAUUUUUCCACCUUAUGCUGAUCUGUUUGGUAGUCUCUGUAGAAUUAGCAGUAAAAUCCCGAAAAUGUUCUGUGUGAGCAGAAUAAAUCAGAACUUGUCUGCUCGUGUCUGUUAGCAGGUUCUCUGUAGCUCUUACAGAGGGAAACAGUUCUGUUUGUAUCUCUGAGUUCAUUAUAUUGAAUCUAAACCGUGUUCUGUUACAGUGAACACAAAUAGAACAGCCACAGGUGAGAUUCUGAUGAUGCUAACAAACCUAUAUGUGAUGUUAAGCUGCUAAGCUAGCUAACAAUCGUUAAAGCUUCGCCGUCGGUGAAGGUAAAGGUAAACUAACGCUGCCGUUUAAAAGUUAAUAUAGUUAAUAUCACAGAGGGUGUAGUACAUUCUGGUAAACAGUAAUAUAUCGCUGUGUUCACGUUGUUAGCAUUAGCUCAAGCCAUCAAAUGAAACCUUAGUGGUGUCUAUAUAACAAGCUAACGCUAGCUCGUUAACUCGCCGUUCCUGUUGGAGCGAGAACAGCAGCGAAUCCCCCUAAAUGAAAACACGAACUCAACAUUUCACCAUUUUUCAGCACAAUUAGAACAAUUUAUCAAAGAGAGCUACAUUAGCCUAUGUUAUUGUGACAUUUCCUUAAAUUCGGCUCUAAGUUUAACCACAAAACAGUUUAGAACUAUAUUUUAAUGCUUAGUGCGUUUCCUAGUAUGAGGCGCCACGAAGAAAAAUAACGGUGAUGGAUGGAGUUUGUUGUUGUUAAGCCUAAGUUUUAAAAUCAUUCCUUUAUUAUUAUGUCGCACAGUGAAAGAAAAUAUAGAUUUUUACAUUUUUGAACAUUUAGUCUUUCUCUUUGUCUUAGUUAUCAGGGUAUUUUCUGUGUCUGUGGUAAUUAGCCAGUAGGUGUACGGGAUUUGGUCCAUCUGUGUUUUCCUGACCUCACGGUUUGUCUUCCAGUAGCAAAUGAAUCAGAGGAUGGAUUCAUCCAAACCAAAGUCGUUUUUCCUGAGAAGUACCACAGCAGUUUCUCUCAAUGAGCGGUGAGACACACAGGGGAAAUAUGCAGCACUAUAUAAUAAUUCACCGGUGUGAUUACUAAAAUACUAAAGUGAACUAGUCACCCAGGUUAAAUUUAACUUCAAUACAAGUACAGAUACCUACCAGUCUGUAUAUAUACAUUGAAGUGACAGUACUUUAUUGAAAAGUACCUCAAGUCCCUGUCUCAUCUGUUUUAAAACCUGUUACUGGCAUCAAAUCUAAAAUGAGCAGAUUUUUUAUUAAACAUUUUUCAGUGCCAAUAUUUGGUACAAAGUUUCUGCUCUGUUUUAAUUAACGAUUGGCUUUAACAGAUGGAAACUUGUGGAUUUGGGGUCACACAAAAAUUAAUUAUAAACGAUCACUCCAUUUUUCUGCCUUGUGACAUCUGCCAUCACCAACUUGUCUUUUAUUUCAUGAUAUCAACCAGCUCAACCCUAAAUCUAAAAACAGAGAUAGGUACAUGGUGUGACUCCUCUCUGCAGGUUCUCUCAGGUGCAGGUGGACCAGCUGACCCAGCCCAUGACUAUGACCUUUGACCCCGUCCUGCUGCAGCACAGGGGACAUGAUGAUGCUCCAAAGAUGGUCCUGCUGGUGUCGAGAAAGCAGCUGAUGCCUUUGCGCCUGCAGUUAAGUCUUAAAAAAGUAUGAGGCAGGGAGGGCAGCAGCAAAGACCCCCAGGCUCUAUUCUGAAAGCCCCCUGCCCUCCCAUGUGUGUGUGUAUGUGAAACACAAACGCACCUGCAGAGCUACAGACCAAUGACAGGUCACCCGUACUCACCUGUAAACUCCCGCCUCUUUCUCUAAUGAUGACACAGACUGGUGUUUCAUUGCUGAGGAUGAGGAGGAAGAAAAGUGUGUGGACCCGACUCGGCUGGCUGAGGCCAACUCGGCGUUUCUCGUCUGGCAGAGCUCGAGGUUUCUGGAGCUUCAUGAAGAAAUACAGAUGGAAAACCAGGUUCACCUCCACCUACAGGAGUAAGUUUAUAAUUCACUGCAGUGACUUUUUAAAGAACAUUUUAUAAUGAUGAGCAUUAUAAACUUUAACCUUGACCUUUAAUAUGAAGAAAAGAACAGAAAAGAUGGUGAAGAAAUAAGAGAAAAACACGAAAACAGACAGGAGCGACAUGAACGUCAGGACAGCGACAAUAACGUCAGCAACAGUGAACUUUAAAGAUGAAGAACAGGAGGUGUGAUAUAACCUUGUGUGUGUGUGUGUGUGUGUGUGUGUUACCUGUGCAGGUGAAGGAAACCUGUGCCAUCGACUGGGGCAGCGUCACUACCAGACAAAGAGAGUCAUCCAGAGGCUGACUGCAGGUCAGUUCAUCAUCAGAGAACCUGGAGCAGGUUUUGAUGAACACUGUACCUGUGACCACACCUGUACAGUGUCCUUUAAUUUGUUAACAGUCGGAGUAAAAGAAACGCUUCAUUUCAGGGGAUUUGUUCACUGACCGUGCUGUGACUGAUCUCAUCAGCUUUAGCAAAUUUCUAAGAUUUUGUCUUUAGACUGAAAUGUUUUUCAGUUUUCGUCUCAGUUCAGUCGGUUCGGCCCUCUAUAGGUUUUAGUCAAUAUUCAGACAAUAUGUUUCUGUUUUUAAACUGUUAACCAAUCAGAAAUGAGCACGUAGUCCUUUAAAUCUUCACCCUGGUAACACUUAAACUUAUAAAGUGACCCUGAUGAUAAGAUGAGUCUCUUUCUGAAUUAAGGACAUUAAUGAUCUCAAUGACAAACUGAAUGACAGGGUCAGUUUAAGCUAAAAUGUUUUCAAUGAAAAAGUCUUUUCAGUGUAAAAUCAAAUAGUGAAAUAAAGUUAGAAAUCUGGGCGGAGAAUUCAGGGAUUGGUGCACACACAGAGCACAGGUCUACUGGAUCUGGACCAUCUCUGAAACACUCUGAUCCUCUCCAGAUAUCCCACAGAGACUCACCUGUGUUUUUAUAUCUUUGUCCUCUAGACCCUGAAGAAGGAGCAGAUUUAGACAAACCGUCCCCACUCUGUCCUAGAAAAACUGUAGGCUGGAGUCAGUGAUCACCUGUCUGUCCUCUCCUGCAGGUUACACACAGCCCAGCAUGCACCUGCAGAGGGGCGGGGCCAAGACCCUCAAGAGGUCAGGCUGGAACAGGACAAAACCCAUACCGACCAGGAGGCAGCUGGACACGGAGCUGGACAAGUACAUGUCUCUGUCCAAGAGACGGCUCGACCAGCAGCUGGACGAGUACAUGUCCAAGUCUAAGAGCCGACUGGACGCCGAUCUGGACGAAUACAUGUCCAUGGCUGCAAACAUGGACCUCAACUGGGACGGAGGGGGUGGGGACACUGACUCCAUCCUGGGCGAAGGGAAUGGAGACACUGACUUCACCCUGGACUGAGGGGGCGGGGACACUGACUUCACCCUGGACUGAGGGGGCGGGGACACUGACCUAAGUGGGAACUGAGGGGGAGGGGACACUGACCUGAGUGGGGACUGAGGGGGCGGGCAUGUGUUGAAGUGUUGAAUCUGUUAGCCGCGAGCACGUUCUGGGUUAAUAAGGUGGUGGUCAGUGAAGAGUUAAAGUUGGGGGUCAGAUUGAUCAGGUAAAGGUUGAAACUCUGUGUUUUGUUCUCAGGUUUUUUCAGGUGCUGGGUUCACCUGUCGUUGAGUUGUCCAAUCAGGACUUGUCUGAUCAGCUGUGGGUACUUCACUGACCCCUGUCUUUGUUGGAAUCUUGUAAAUUUGUCUGUUUCUGAACCUUUGUUUAAAAAAGUUUGAUUAAUAAAAGUUUCUUGGUUAACUCCA
Messenger RNA from Xyrichtys novacula (pearly razorfish), 8683 nucleotides. The record is from the annotation of a GenBank genome assembly. NCBI's taxonomy places the organism in Eukaryota, Metazoa, Chordata, Actinopteri, Labriformes, Labridae.